Sebastes umbrosus (honeycomb rockfish) is the source of this 4740-nucleotide messenger RNA. RefSeq names its product family with sequence similarity 83 member Hb (gene sack1hb). Gene Ontology annotation, cellular component: keratin filament. The record is from RefSeq and is a predicted model, not a curated record. The transcript is spliced from 8 exons. Lineage: Eukaryota; Metazoa; Chordata; Actinopteri; Perciformes; Sebastidae. Gene Ontology annotation, molecular function: keratin filament binding. Gene Ontology annotation, biological process: intermediate filament cytoskeleton organization; protein localization to cytoskeleton; positive regulation of cell migration. The coding region runs from base 331 to 4029 and encodes 1232 amino acids.
CGGCUCUUCCUCAUUCAGCCUGCUGCUGCUCUGUGUCUGAUGUGGCGGGAGGCUCUGGAGGUUCUCACCCCGCAGAGUGAAGCUGUUAGCCCGGGCCUGGAGUCCCUGAGGCCCCCCUGCGUCGCCUUGUUUUCACCGGUUGUGCAGUGAAGGGUAAACACACACCGGGGGUUUGGGUGGAGUUGUUGCAGCCCGGACUGAGGAAUGUGACGCACCGACGGAGAGAGAGAGAGACCCGUCGGUACAAAGAGAGGAGACAAGUUCUGCUGCAAAGUUAGGAGGUUCAAAUUCCUCCUCCCUCGCCUCUCCUCACCCAAGCCCUGUCCAACCAUGACGCACCGAUCUCAGAGUUCAUCUAUUGGUGAAAACCCCCUCGACCCAAACUACCUUCCCCCACAUUACAAAGAGGAGUACCGCUUAGCUAUUGAUGCCCUGAUAGAAAAUGACAUACAGGGUUACUAUGAGUUCCUCCAGAGCGCAGAGGUGGUCGGUUUUCUGGCACAGUCGGAAAUUGAAUUCAUCAAGUCCACAAUCCAGACGCCCAACCUGUCCUCCAGCGUCCCAGAGCUGACAUACCAUGAUGGAGGUCAGGAGGCUGAUGGCUCCUCCGACACCUACUGGCCGGUGCAGUCCGACCUGGCCGCCCCGGGGCUGGACCUGGGCUGGCCGAUCCCACAGCAAAGCUUCAUGGGGCCCACGGAGGUCACCACUCUAGUCAACCCAUCCGACCCAGACAUGCCAAGCAUCAAGGAGCAGGCCAGGAGACUCAUCAAGAAUGCACGCCAAGUUAUUGCUGUGGUGAUGGACAAGUUCACAGAUGUUGACAUUUUUGCGGACCUCUUGGAUGCAGCAUCACGCCAUGUUCCUGUUUACAUUCUACUGGAUGAGCAGGACGCCCAUUACUUUGUCUCUAUGGUCUUACAGUGCAAAGUCAACUUGGACCAACAUCCUAUGGUACGUGUCCGGACUGUGGCAGGGAUAACCUAUUAUUCCCGUACGGGGAAAUCAUUUAAGGGGCAGGUGAAAGAUCGUUUCCUACUGGCUGACAGCAGAGCUGUGCUCAGUGGUAACUACAGUUUCAUGUGGUCCUAUGAGAAGAUCCACCGCUGCAUCGCCCACCUCUUCCUCGGGGAGCUGGUUGCCACCUUUGAUGAAGAGUUUCGCAUUCUGUUUGCUCAGUCAGAGCCUCUAGUGAUUGACCCAUCCAGUGGAGCACUUGCUCUCUCUGACCACAGCAGCACCAGCAGUUACUUAGGCAGCCAGUUUGGUCUGAAGAGGACCCAGUCUUUGCGUAACCCCAUAGGUUUCCGCAGACAGCCUGAGAUUGCCUCUGGCUUCCCCUAUGGAGAGCCUGAUCGCAACCUUGGACUUCCUUUCCGAAGGACCGAUCCAUUUCGUCACACAAUCGAACCCGCGGCAGGAAUUACAAUUGGAAAGUAUUCCCAGCAGCAGUUUCGUCUGCAGCAGUCGUUCAUGGAGCAGGGGAGGUCCAUAGUUUCCAGGCAAAUGGAGUUGAGUGCCAGUUCCUUUAAGAGGCACAGCUAUGCAGAGGGAACCCAGGAAAACUACACAUCGUCGAAGCAAUACAUGAAGCACAGAGUCAUGAAUAAUCUGGAUGAGACAGACUUCCAGAGGGAGCAGAUGCAAAGUAGCCAUUUCUACACUGAAGGGCCUGGGUCGGGUUCUGGACACGGACACUACGACAGACUUCGAGGUCGUUCUUCACAACUCUCCAUUGACCAGCUUUCAGAUUCAAACUAUCGCUCAGAUCUGGAGCCUCCACCAGGAAAUUAUGGCAGAGACUACUUUUCAUCUGAGGACUUGAAAGGACCUGAGGGGCACCAGGCACCUCCAUUAGCUGGGAGGUACGGAGGAGAUUUCACCAAUAAGAGGCCAACCGUAGGUCAGGCGUAUGCCUGCCAGAGCUCACCCACGCAUCUCCACCCACCAGAAAAGAAAAAGUAUGGCAAACAAUCUGAUCAAGAGCCUGAUGAAGAUCCAGAUGCUAGGCAAGGCAUGAGGAGUUGGAGAAUCGAAUCCUAUCUUAGCACUUGUGAGGACGGUGGAGAAGAAGGUCUGACUCAACCUUUGGGGCCUGAUGCAUUUGAAGAUCCUCCACCAUCUCAGCAGCCAACUGCCACUGAAAAUUCAGCUCCCCGCUUUGGAAUAAGGGAUCAACCGACUGUCCUCCCCAAACCCAGACCAGAUAUCACAAGACCGCGUUUUGGAAAGCCCAUCUUACCUGAGAGCGACAUGAAAGACUCUGCUCCAACAACAACCAAGGAUCUGCAAGGGAGGGAGGCUGGGAAGGAAAGGGAGAGUGAGCCAGAGAGGGGUGCAGCGAGGGAGAUGGAUGCGGAAAUGAAAGAGAAUACAGACCUCUUCCUGUCCAAACACGAAUCAUUCCGUUCACGUAUUAACCCACUCCUUCAACGUAGCUCACGUCUGCGUUCCUCGCUCAUAUUCUCGUCUUCCAAGGCAGAGAUGCACAGUGGUAGCCUGGGCCUCAAACAAGCCACAGACACAGACGAGGAGUUAGACUCAGUGCGCACUUCCUCGAUUGUGGCCCAGAUCCUCGAGAAGAGGAGGUCAUUGUCCCGUGAGCCUUUUGAGUGGAGAAAGAAGGCUGAGGAAAAGGAGAAGGAGAAAGAAAGGGAGAAAGAGCAGGAGAAAGAGAAAGAACGGGAGAAGGAAAAAGAACGGGAGAUGGAGAGAGAACGAGAAAGGGAGAGGGAGAGAGAAAGGGAGAAGGAGAAACAGCGACAGCAAGAGGAAAAGGAGUUUCGAUUGAAAGAGGAGAUUAAAGCAAAAGAGGAAGAGUUAAAGACAACAUCAACUGUCACAACAUCAUUAUCUAUGAACAUGAAUGACCCAGCUAAUAGACUGCAGUAUUUCAAAGACCUGGCUGCCAAGAGGAAAGCCUCAAAAAUGGGGACAGAGUCAUCGUUAAAAGCCCCAGAGCCUGCUGAGAAGAAGCCAGACCUUUCUGAUAAACCUCCCCUAAAAAUGUCAAUAACUCCAAGGACAGUCUCUGUUAGUUCAGCAGAACCUGAACUAAAGAAGACAGACAUCUCUGCAAAACUGGCAGAGCUCAGUCGCAGAUCUUCAUUCAGUUCCUCAAAACCACCCAUAGUCGCUACCAAGACUUCUGUGAGCCACGUGAGGUCUUCCGAGACAACUCCACCUCAUAAAGAGGAAAAUGCGUCAGAGGGUCAAAAAAGGGAUAUCUUCAGGUCUCUAAAGCCCCUUCCUUCACCUAAGAUCUUCAGGAAGGAUCCGUUGAAGCUCAAAUCCCUGAAUCCUCGUCGCAUCUCCUCUGGUGAAGAGUAUCUGACCACGGACGCUACAGAUGCAGAGAAGAGUGAACUGAAAAAGAGUCGCUCUCAUAGUUCCUCAACUCUGCCACGAGAUGACAAGAUUAUGGGAUCUACUACAUCCAUCAACACACUCGGUGAGGGAAAGGGUGAGGGUAAGACACUCGACUUCUUGAAGAAGCAGACUCAGAGGCUAAAGGGAUUCCUGGGGCCCAAGGAUAAAGAAAAGAAAUCUUCAGGAGAAGAUAGGGGCAUGAGCACGGUCAGAGAGAUCACUGAAGAUUCAAGCAAAAAGCUGAGUUCAUCAACUAAAGAUAAAGGCUCUUCCACUACUGACCAAACUACAGCCAAUCACAAAUCAUCCAUCGGCACAUCAGGCCCAUCUCGAUACCAGACCCCGGGCAGCUCUGUUCUGUACAAUAGCAACCUAAGAGAUGACACCAAAGUCAUCCUAGAGCAGAUCUCGGCCAACAGCCAGAAGAACCGACUGGAGCGAGAAGAAACCGGAGGGGGUGACGGCGGGGAGAAGGGGCUGGAGAGACAAAACUCCGUAAAAAAGAGUCGAUUCCUGCAUCCGGUGGGCAACGUCCAGGAGCGAGAGGGAUUACUGAAGAGGAUAGAGAGUUUGAGGAAGGAGAAGAAGGUCUACAGCCGCUUUGAGGUAGUCUAUAACUGCAAGGAUGAUGUGUGCAGCGUGGAUGGGAAAGAGAUAUAAACAAAUUUGAGUAGUAAAGACAUGUAUUAGUGGAAUCAGGGGGUUGGAUUAAAUUACAAUACAAAAAACAGCUGUUUAAAAUAUAAAUCCUGUAUUGUUUGAGUAAAUCAGAUGCAACAGUAUACAGCACACUUGUGUUAGUAGUAUUCAAUUACAAUGAUAAGAGUAAAAUGUGAAAGAACAAUAUCUUUGCAAAUUUGUGAGCCAUAAAAAUGAUCAGAUAUGUUUUAAAAACAUGUUUAAGUAUUACGAAAUUUAGAUAUUUAGUUUGUUCUAUCAGUUUGAAAGUGGAAAUAAGUCUUUGAAAUGUACAUAAACAAUUGUUUUUAAUUAUAUAUUUUUUUAUACAUUGUAAUUAUACAUAAUUACAAACAUAAUUAUGUUGUUUGUAUAAUUGAAAGUAGUUUUUAUUCCCAAACAGUGACAGAUUGUUUGACAUAGUGUUUGCUUUUGUGUAAAUAAAUUUUGGUGGACAAGCUAUUGUUCAUUGAUUUAUAUAUAUUUAUAUAUAUAUAUAUAGUAUACACAAUAGAAGUACACUAGUACAACUAUAUGAUUGUUAUUAUUAUUCUAUUUUAAAUACUAUUUAAUUUGGUUUUACCUUUACUGGUAAACUGGUUAAGAGUCUUUAAGAUAAGCAGGACAUACUUAGGAGUGUCCCUCGUGAUACUGACAGUAGAGGAGAAGGAGGGAAAGGGCAGACGGAAAUGG